Messenger RNA from Carlito syrichta (Philippine tarsier), 2970 nucleotides. RefSeq names its product zinc finger CCHC-type containing 8 (gene ZCCHC8). Gene Ontology annotation, molecular function: zinc ion binding; RNA binding. NCBI's taxonomy places the organism in Eukaryota, Metazoa, Chordata, Mammalia, Primates, Tarsiidae. Gene Ontology annotation, cellular component: catalytic step 2 spliceosome. The record is from RefSeq and is a predicted model, not a curated record. The transcript is spliced from 14 exons. The coding region runs from base 38 to 2353 and encodes 771 amino acids.
UGUUCCGAGCACCUCGGACCCUGCUGGGCGCCGUUGCAUGCUGGGAGUUGUAGUUUCUCAGCUCCGGCACCGCCCUUUGUGCGGCUUUGGCGGCCUGCGUUUAGAGAAAACCUUAACGGGUGGCUCAGCGCGUGCCCGGCCCCCGAGCGCGGUGCCGCCCUACAACCUUCGCCCUCCGCCCGGGUGGCCGGCUCCGCCUCUUCUCGAAUCUUUCCCACAGCCCAAAAUGGCGGCGGAGGUGGAUUUUGGCGACCUAGAGCUGUUCGAGGCGUUUGACCACCCAGAGGAGCCGAUUCCGAAGCCCGUUCACACCCGCUUCAAGGACGACGACGGCGACGGGGAGGACGAGCCCGGGGUUGGCGACGCGGAGCUGCGGGAGCGGCUUCGGCAGUGCGAGGAAACCAUCGAGCGGCUCCGCGCGGAGAAUCAAGAACUUAAAAGAAAAUUGCACAUUCUGACUCGGCCGAGAGGAAUAUUGGUGAACAAUACUAAGUUAGAUGGACCUUUAUUACAGAUUCUAUUUAUGAACAAUGCUAUUUCAAAUCAAUAUCAUCAAGAAAUAGAGGAAUUUGUAUCAAAUUUAGUAAAAAGAUUUGAGGAGCAGCAGAAAGAUGAUAUAGAAAAGACUUCCUUUAAUCUUUUGCCACAGCCAUCCAGUAUUGUGCUAGAAGAGGAGGAUGAAGUAGAAGAAUCCUGUGGCGUUAAAAACAAUAAGGAAGCUUUUAGUGUUGUAGGAAGUGUCCUGUAUUUUACUAAUUUUUGCCUUGAUAAAUUGGGGCAACCGCUACUAAAUGAAAACCCUCAGCUUACCGAAGGAUGGGAAAUACCCAAGUACCAGCAAGUCUUCAGCCACAUUGUUUCUCUAGAAGGGCAAGAAAUACAAGUAAAGGCAAAAAGGCCAAAGCCUCACUGUUUCAAUUGUGGUUCUGAAGAGCAUCAGAUGAAAGAUUGCCCUAUGCCUCGGAAUGCUGCUCGAAUAAGUGAAAAGAGAAAAGAGUAUAUGGAUGCUUGUGGUGAGGCAAACAAUCAGAAUUUUCAGCAGCGAUACCAUGCAGAAGAAGUAGAAGAACGAUUUGGAAGAUUCAGGCCAGGAGUUAUCAGCGAGGAGCUUCAAGAUGCACUGGGUGUGACAGACAGGAGUCUUCCACCUUUUAUCUAUCGGAUGCGCCAGCUAGGGUACCCACCAGGGUGGCUCAAAGAGGCUGAGUUGGAGAAUUCAGGGCUUGCACUCUAUGAUGGAAAAGAUGGUACUGAGGGGGAAGCAGAAGUUGGAGAAGUACAACAGAGCAGAAGUGUCACUUAUGAUCUCUCGAAAUUGGUCAACUAUCCAGGUUUCAAUAUAUCUACUCCCAGAGGAAUUCCAGAUGAAUGGAGGAUAUUUGGUUCCAUACCAAUGCAGGCAUGUCAACAGAAGGAUGUGUUUGCCAAUUACCUUACUUCUAACUUCCAAGCGCCGGGUGUGAAGUCUAGCGGCAAAAGGUCUUCAUCUCAGUCCAGCCCAGGUAGUCCAAAGAAGCAGAAGAAGGAAAGCAGCUCAGCAGACUCCCCUGCCGACAUGGAACUUGACUCGGAUGUGGAGGUUCCACAUGGUUCUCGAAACAGUGAACCCUUUCGGUUUCAACCACCAUUGCCCCCUGGCACGCCGCCUCCACUCCCGCAGGGAACGCCUCCGCCCAUCUUUACUCCUCCGCUCCCCAAGGGCACCCCGCCACUGACUCCCAGUGACUCACCUCAGACCAGAACAGUGUCUGCAGCUAUGGACGAGGACGCGCUGACUCUAGAAGAACUUGAAGAGCAGCAGAGGCGGAUCUGGGCGGCUCUCGAGCAGACUGAGAGCAUCAACAGUGAUUCUGAUAUUCCUGUGGACACACCCUUAACUGGGAAUUCUGUGGCCUCAUCACCUUGUCAAAAUGAGGUGGACCUCCCCCUCCCAGAGGGGAAAAUGUCUGAAAAGCAGGUGCUGGGUGAGCCUGAGGUACCAGACACUCUUAUAGAAAAAUCAGAAGUUGAACAUUCCUCAAGUCCCGAUUCUGAGGCAACGUUGCUUUGUGAGAAGGAAAGGGAAGCAUCUGCUCAAGGAGACGCUGAGGGCACCCCUCUUGAUAAUGGCCAUGUCGCGUCGAACUGUGGUGUCAGAAAUGGAGGCAGCCAGAAGCUCUUACAGGUGGACACCAGUCCUUUAGUGGCCACUAAGGUGCAUAGCCCCAUUCCUGACAUGAGCAAAUUUGCAACCGGAAUAACACCAUUUGAAUUUGAGAAUAUGGCAGAAUCUACUGGAAUGUACCUCAGGAUAAGAAACUUGUUAAAGAACUCACCCCGAAACCAGCAGAAAAAUAAAAAGGCUUCUGAAUAACAGCUGGCAUAGCCUCAGGAGCUGUUUAAUAACCUAUAACUCUGUGUUCUGUUCAUUAGUACUAACUAAGUGGACAGAUAAAUUGUUUUCCUGUUUGUCUCUCCCAUGUCUAAAAAUCUGUCCAAGGUUUGUGUUCUAAAGUCAAGCCUAUUUUAAAGAAUGGAAGGACUGGGCUCACUAGUGUACUAUAUUUUAUUCCCACAACCAUUUGGGUGGGAAGUGUGAGUAUGCGCUAGUUUAGAGGUAGUUUGUUAAGGUUUAUACUGUUUUUGGAUUGUGUCUGUUAAGAGUGAUGGUUUUUAAUCUGUCUUUUGUACAUUACUUUCCCUUUCUACAUUUUGCUAAUUAUCCUGUAUAUAAGUUUAAUAUAUCACUUUUUAAAAGAAAAAAUUCUAACCAUUUUAAAUUCAUAUUUCAACUUGGACAACCAAAUGAGAAAAAUCAGGGAUGAGCAGCUUUACCCCAUUUGGGGUAUUUUUGUAAGUGAUUUACAUGCAUCGAUUUUAGUAAUACUUUUACUUUUUUGUACCUUCAUUCUUCAGCUAAGCUUGCUAUACAGGUAUGUUCAUCUUUGUGUACAGAGGUUUAAUAAAUUAGUUUUCAUAUAUAUAAUCUAA